Hydra vulgaris (swiftwater hydra) is the source of this 988-nucleotide messenger RNA. RefSeq lists its product as uncharacterized. The record is from RefSeq and is a predicted model, not a curated record. Lineage: Eukaryota; Metazoa; Cnidaria; Hydrozoa; Anthoathecata; Hydridae.
UCAAACGCUGCAAAGUAACGAAGCGCAAAUUCCAAUUAGUAAACGCAAACAAACUAACAUUAACUUUCGUUUAAUAAAACUUUAAUUAAAAAAUUACGAAAUAAGGAUUUUGCUUGGAGUUUGGAGCUUUAAAACACAUAUACACUUUACAAGUUGGAAAUGUUCACAAAAACAUUGAUAAUGGCAUACGCCGUUAUUGUGGUAGCAGGAAAUCCUUUACCAUAUAAUGAAAUUUAUCAAAGGUGUUGUUUACCUUCUCCCACGUGUAUGAACCCUUGUCCACCACCUUUGUAUCCUCAACAGACAUCUUGCUGCAUGCCUUCUCCUGAAUGCUCAAACCCAUGCUAUGGUUCAAUGGUUAUUCAGCCGCAACCGGCUAUGCCAUUGGCAUUUAGAAAGUCUCCUAAACAACCUGUUGUAUAUGCGCCACUACCAGGGGAAAUUGUUUUUAAACUUCUGCAGAAUUGGGACCCUGAACUUCUAGAUAACCAAUCACCGAGUUUCCAGAUUCUUGAAGGAAACAUUCGAUCAGCCGUUCAAGCUGUGCUUGGUCCAUCAACUCAAGUUACAAAUAUAUAUUUUAGGGAAGGGUAUGUACCUGGAAAUCCACCAAGUCGACCAAAGACGGUAGCACAUAUGAUGGUUAAUGGCGGGUCAGAUGCUGCAUCUAUGCUUGAACACGCAGUUACUCCCGAUGGAUCAUUGGGAGAUGGGCUAAAAGUAUACAAAGAUUCUUUUAAUGCAUACUAAUAAAACACUAUUCUUCACGCGAAAACAAAGAGUACAUCAAGUACGAAGUUAAUCAAGGUUUAAUGAAUUUAUGAAACCUCAAACAAAAAUGAUCUUUAAACUUCAAGCCUAACAAACAUUAUUAAUGUACAUAAAUUUUAAAAAACAAUGUACACCUUUAAAGAUUAGCGCCACGAUAUUUUAUAAAUAUUAUUAAAAUAUAGAACAAAAAUUUUUUAAUAAAUUAUUUAAAAAAGAA